CGGCGGAGGGAAGCAGCAGCCAUGCCCCGGCAGCGGCGCUGAGGCCAGCGGGAUCCGUGGCGGCGGCAACUGCAGCAGCGCCCAGGCCGCGCCCGCCUCGCCUCAGGCCCGGGAGGCGGCGGCAUGCCCCGCGAGGCCCACUAGCCGCAGCCCGCCGCCCUCCUCCGCCAUGCCGAGCGGCAGCGCCUCGCCGUCGCCGCGGGAGGAGGCGCCCGAGCCGGGGCCGCUGCUGCCGCCGCCGCCGCCCAGGCCGCCGCCGGGCCUGCUGCUGCCCUAUCACCACCACGCGGGCCCGCUGAGGGAGCGCCUGGCCGGGCUGGGCCUCCAUGAGGCGGGCGGCGGAGAAGCGGCGCCGGGGGAGGAGGAGGAGGACGGCCUGGAGCUGGAGCUGGCCGAGCCGGCGGAGGAGGAGGAGGAGGAGGGCGGCGGGGGCGGCGAGGACGAGCCCGGGCUGCUGCUGGCCUCGCCCGGGCUGGCCUCGGUGCUGCUGCCGCCGCCCUUCGAGGCGCCCGAGGUGGGCGGCGGGGCGGCCGCCUUCUACGGGCCGCCGGGCGACGAGGCCGCCGCCCACCCGCACCACCACCCGGGGAUGAUGGCGGCGAUGCUCUCGCAGGCCUACGGGGGAGGCGGAGGGGGAGUGCCGGGCGCGGCGGCGGGGCCUCCCGGGCUGGCUCUCAGCGGCGAGCAGGCGGCGCUGCUGCGGAGGAAGAGCGUCAACACCACCGAGUGCGUCCCGGUGCCCAGCUCCGAGCAUGUGGCCGAGAUCGUGGGCAGGCAGGGUUGCAAAAUCAAGGCCUUGAGAGCCAAGACAAAUACGUACAUCAAGACCCCUGUCCGUGGAGAAGAACCCAUUUUUGUCGUCACUGGACGCAAAGAAGAUGUAGCGAUGGCCAAAAGGGAAAUUCUUUCUGCUGCUGAACACUUCUCCAUGAUAAGAGCAUCGCGUAACAAAAACGGCCCAGCUCUGGGGGGACUGUCCUGUAACCCCAACCUGCCAGGCCAAACCACAGUCCAGGUCAGGGUGCCUUACCGUGUUGUUGGGCUUGUGGUUGGCCCCAAAGGCGCUACGAUCAAAAGAAUCCAACAGCAGACUCAUACUUACAUAGUUACUCCCAGUAGAGACAAGGAGCCAGUCUUUGAAGUCACCGGCAUGCCUGAAAACGUAGAUCGAGCCCGUGAAGAGAUAGAAAUGCACAUUGCCAUGCGCACUGGAAACUACAUUGAAUUGAAUGAAGAAAACGAUUUUCAUUACAACGGUACGGACGUGAGUUUUGAAGGAGGGAGCCUAGGAUCCGCUUGGCUGGCUUCCAACCCAGUACCUCCUCCGAGCCGCACAAGGAUGAUUUCCAAUUACAGAAACGACAGCUCCAGUUCUUUAGGAAGUGGCUCCACCGAUUCCUAUUUUGGAAGCAAUAGGUUGGCUGACUUCAGCCCAACAAGCCCAUUCAGCACAGGCAAUUUUUGGUUUGGAGAAACGUUGCCUUCUGUAGGUGCAGAAGAUCUUGUCGUUGAUUCUCCUGCCUACGACUCCUUACCGACACCUUCUCAAACCAUCUGGACACCUUUUGAACCUGUUAACUCGCUCUCCAGUUUUGGGAGUGAUCCUGCUAGUAAUGUGAAGGCUCCGCUGAGAGGGAGUCAACCAUCCACUCCUCGUCUGUCGCCUACAUUUCCCGAAACCCUCGAACAUCCCCUGGCUAGGAGAGUAAGAAGCGACCCACCCAGUACAGUCAGCCAGGUUGGCCUUCCGAUCUACAUCCCUGCUUUUUCUAAUGGUACCAACAGCUAUUCUUCUUCCAACGGCGGUUCCACGUCUAGUUCCCCUCCGGAACUGAGACGGAAGCACGACUGCGUGAUAUGCUUUGAGAAUGAAGUAAUCGCUGCCCUGGUUCCGUGUGGCCACAACCUAUUCUGCAUGGAAUGUGCCAACAAGAUCUGUGAAAAGGAAACACCAUCAUGUCCAGUUUGCCAGACAGCUGUUACUCAGGCAAUUCAGAUUCACUCUUAAAUAUAUAGAGAUAUUAUAUAUGGACUUUUAAAACUCUUAAUGGCUUGGAUGUAAUGGUACCCCCUAAGUAAACUUAUAAUGAAUUCAGACUGUUAUUGGGCUUUCUUGGGGUUAGGCUAACGUUCUUUGUGAGGCAUGUGCUCUUUUUGUUGUCGUUUAAAAAAAAGGCUUGUGCAGUUAACACUACACCUAGCCAAUCUUUGUCCGUUUUGGUUCCAGCUGUGGCGCCUUGUGGCAGAAUUUUGACUGGGAACGAAGCUGUGAUGUGUUAGGAGUGAUGGGAACUCAAAUCAGUUUUGGAACAGGAUAAAACACAAAAUGCUCAUGUGCUUUCCAGAUCGUCUUGACUAUGUGUCGGUGACAACAUUCAUGAAGGCGCGAAGCCUUGUACGGCCCUGAAUUGUCAGUUGAGGGGGAGGGUGAAAAGGUUUAUCAAUGUAUCAGACACACUUCCAAUGCUGCCUUCUUUACACUGCCAGUUUUUCAAAACAGGUUUGGGGGCAACUUUUUCCCCUCUUUACAGCAUGGGCUUCUCUUAUCCAAUGUUGCCAAUAAUUGUAUGAUGCACAAAUCCGAUGUCCUGGCAUUUGGAUGAGUCAUAUAGUGGUAAUUUUUUUUUUAAUUAAUGAAAUCAUUGUUGGGGGGGGGGAGGUCAGAGGAGGCAAAUGGUAUGAAUUGACCACCUUCUCAUCCAAUAUGCAAAUUAAAGAGAAUCAGGAAUGUGUGGGUCUUUCACUGCUGAAUUGUGAGAAAGUCGGCCUCGCUUUGAACAUCUCUGCUGAUCACGCCUGCCUGCCCCGAGUUCUCCUACCAGCAAGGGCUUUACUUCCCAAUACAUUUGAAGCAGAGGAGCAUGUCUUUUCAAGCACACUUCUGUGCAUGGACAGAUGGGCUUCCUCUCUUGAAACGAUUGGAACUUCCUUUGUGCACCCAGCACCCCAUGUGCACAUUGGAGCACGCAUGGGAUCCUGAAUUUGGGCGAGUGUUGCUAAGGACUGUAGCACUGCCAUCCUGAGUGCAGUCUGCUCAGCUCCCCUUCUCCCCCGGCAUUUGUUGGGGUGUGUGCAUGAGGCGGGGAGAGAACCGCAGUAGGUCGAGGGCUUCGGUUAGUGCCGAGAGCGAGAAUUGCUUACAUUCCACUGGCUCGUUUGAUCAAGCUGUUCUUAAAUUAACUAUUUUAGAGAAUGUGUUGGGAAAAUGUGAAUCAAUUUUAUGUUUCCUCUGUUAACUUGCACAUUAUGUGAAACGCAUUUUGUUUUUAGUAACGUAAGGGGGGAAAAAAGAACUCUCAUCCACAUCUUUGUAUCAUUCGUGGAAGCAGUUGGGUUUGUGGUCCCAAAAAGCAGUUUAUCUCAUUUCAAGACAACCCUUCUCUGUUUCAAGGAGCUUCCCCCAGGCCCUUGUUUUUCUUUACAUUUCAACCUGUGGAUGUUUCUUUCCUCUUUAUCCUCAGAAUGUUCCCAAAUCUGUGCUGGCGUUUGAAAAAAAGAACACUCAGAAGUUCUGGUGGAUUUCUUUAUUUUUUUAACUUUAUUUUUUUUUUGAGCAAUAUUUUCCCAAGUUGAAACAAAUAUUUUUGUUUUCUCAGUAUAAGCGAAUUCUACAUGUAUUGAACUAGAAAAUAUACAGAAAUCUUUAUUUUUUAUUUCCACUUGAAAGAGUUACAUUUCGUAUAAAAAGUUUACAGAUAACGGUUUUUAUUUUAUGAUUUUUUUUUCAGUAUAAAGGUUGCCUUGAUGGCAUAUUAUUAUAUUAUUAUUAUUAUUAUGAGAUGCAUAACUUUAACGCUAACAGCUUGUAGGAUAGUUUAAAUGUCAGUAUUGAAACCUGAAUCUCAUUAGCUGCAGUCUUGUAGAUACGAACCAUCUCGUUCACGGAGCAUGUAAUUUUGUAAUCUAUUGCGUUGUACACUGCAACUACUAAGCCAAGGAGUCUACAGACAUUGGGUGCGUGUACUGUUUUCUAUAAACCACAGACUCAAGAAUGACACAGCUCUCGAUAUAGUUUAGUAUUUGCUAAUUUUACUACACUCUUUUUUGUUAUGUAUAUGUAGGGAGGUCAUAGGGAUUAUAAAUUCAAUUUGAGUAAAGUUUAAAAAAAACCAUAUAUAUUUUAUGAUAAAGGGCCUUUAACUUAUGGUGGCCAAAGCACUGAUAUUAUAUAUUUGCUGUAAAGAGAAUUAUAAGAGUUUUAUUUUUCUGAUAUUAAAAGUUACUUAAUAAAGACUUGUUUCCAUUAA
Eublepharis macularius is the source of this 4247-nucleotide messenger RNA. RefSeq names its product mex-3 RNA binding family member C (gene MEX3C). The coding region runs from base 170 to 2008 and encodes 612 amino acids. Gene Ontology annotation, molecular function: RNA binding. Lineage: Eukaryota; Metazoa; Chordata; Lepidosauria; Squamata; Eublepharidae. The record is from RefSeq and is a predicted model, not a curated record. The transcript is spliced from 2 exons.